Crotalus tigris (Tiger rattlesnake) is the source of this 1225-nucleotide messenger RNA. RefSeq names its product neugrin, neurite outgrowth associated (gene NGRN). Gene Ontology annotation, cellular component: nucleus. The transcript has 3 exons. The record is from RefSeq and is a predicted model, not a curated record. NCBI's taxonomy places the organism in Eukaryota, Metazoa, Chordata, Lepidosauria, Squamata, Viperidae. The coding region runs from base 182 to 880 and encodes 232 amino acids.
AGCGUCGUAGCGGCAAGCGACGCGCGCUCUCCUGCCCUCUGACCCCGUCCGCGGAAGCUCCUUCCGGGAGGGGCGGCGGGAGCGAGCCAGGCGCAGGCGCGGCGGGACAGGAGCAGCGGGCCGGGGGCUCAUCCGGAGGGGCGCAGGGAGGCCAAGCCGAGCUCGGGGCCGCCUUCCGGCCAUGAAGCCCCCGCGGCUGCCGGACCCGCGGAAGCUGCUGGCCGGGCUGGCGGCCACGCGCGCCGACGGGGCAGUCCCGGCGCCGGACGAGCAGCUGCGGGAGCUGGAGAGGAGGCUGCAGUGUCGGGCCCGGCAGACCCGCGAGCGGCGGAUGCGGAAGCUGAUGGGGCCGCCGGAGCCGCCCGAGCGCACCUUGACCGUCCGGGCGAUGGAGCAGAUCCGGUACCUCCGGCGCGCCUUCCCCGAGGAGUGGCCGGCCGCCCGCCUGGCGCAAGGCUUCGGCGUCACGCCGGAGGAGAUCCGCCGGGUGCUGAGGAGCCGCUUCCGCCCGUCCCCCGAGCGGGGCCUGGAGCAGGACGCCCGCGCCGCCGCCCGCCGGGAGCGCCCCGCGCCGGCGCCCGCCGGGAGCGCCCUGCCCGCCUGCAGACCCGGUCCGGCGCCGCCGAGCCCCGCGUCGCCCUCCGGGCUCGAGCCGGACCGGCGCGAGAGCUGCUCUCCUGGGACUCCCCGCCGAGGAGCCCUUAGUAGCGGCUUCCGGGUCCUUCCCACCGGCGAGGAGGCGGCCCGCGGGAGCCCGUGGCUGAGCAGGGAAGGCCGGGCAAAGGGCGCUGCGCAGCCCCCGGAAGGAGGCAACCGGGAAGGGCCGCGAAGGGAGGAGGGCAAGUCGCGCUGGUCUAUUUUGCGGCCCCGGCCUGGCUGAGCUCUCCGGAGCAAGACCUGGCCCAGCAACCCCCCUCCCUCCUGGCCGGCUGAGGGCCCAAGAGCAUGGGCCCUAUGGGCAUCUUCGAAUUUGCCCUGAAUUGGUUAACUGAUUAUUGGAGAGAAAUAGAAGGGGAUGUGAUGUCUCCCUGAUCUCUUUCUGUUCCUUGGACUUUUUAAACAGUGUAGAUUGAAGCAAUUGACAAACACUGUAUAUUUUUCUAGUUUGCUGGUUUUUCCCCAAAUGAAGCAGUGCUGUCACUCGUCCCUUUAGCAGACAGAAGAGCCCAUGGUUGGCCCUGCACUCUUGGAGGGAAAGGGCCCAAAUAAACUCUGUCAUCCCCAA